Molecule: messenger RNA, 1154 nt
Organism: Olea europaea var. sylvestris
Lineage: Eukaryota; Viridiplantae; Streptophyta; Magnoliopsida; Lamiales; Oleaceae
Product: ferredoxin-dependent glutamate synthase, chloroplastic-like
Exons: 8
Coding region: 97-999 (300 amino acids)
Biological process (GO): ammonia assimilation cycle
Molecular function (GO): glutamate synthase (NADH) activity
Source: RefSeq, a predicted model, not a curated record
AUUAUUAACUUUUGUUAGGAGGCAACUCGUCCUGCAAUUCCAAUACUUCUUGCUGUGGGUGCUGUUCAUCAGCAUCUAAUUCAGAAUGGACUGCGAAUGCAAGCUUCUAUUGUUGCUGAUACUGCUCAAUGCUUCAGUACUCAUCAGUUUUCAUGCUUGAUUGGAUACGGAGCCAGUGCUGUAUGUCCAUACUUGGCUCUGGAGACAUGUCGUCAGUGGCGCUUGAGCACUAAAACUGUGAAUCUGAUGCGGAAUGGGAAGAUGCCUACUGUUACAAUUGAACAGGCUCAAAUGAACUUCUGCAAGGCAGUUAAAUCCGGCCUUAUGAAAAUUCUCUCAAAGAUGGGCAUCUCACUGCUUUCAAGUUAUUGUGGUGCACAGAUAUUUGAAAUUUAUGGAUUGGGCAAAGAGAUUGUUGAUAUUGCAUUCUGUGGGAGCACGUCAAGCAUUGGUGGAUUAACCCUGGAUGAGUUGGCAAGGGAAACUUUGUCGUUUUGGGUUAAGGCUUUCUCUGAAGAUACAGCUAAAAGACUUGAAAAUUUUGGGUUCAUACAAUUUAGACCUGGAGGUGAAUAUCAUAGUAACAAUCCAGAGAUGUCAAAACUACUCCACAAAGCCGUUCGCCAAAAAAGUGAAACUGCGUAUUCAAUAUAUCAGCAACAUUUGUCUAGCCGACCGGUAAAUGUUCUCCGAGAUCUUCUUGAGUUUAAAAGUGAUCGUUCUCCGAUCCCAGUUGGAAGGGUCGAACCUGCUUCAUCUAUUGUUGAGAGGUUUUGCACUGGUGGAAUGUCACUAGGAGCAAUUUCCAGGGAAACUCAUGAAGCGAUUGCUAUUGCCAUGAAUAGAUUGGGUGGGAAAUCUAAUUCAGGAGAAGGAGGCGAGGAUCCAAUCCGCUGGAGUCCGCUUACUGAUGUUGAAGAUGGGUACUCUCCAACAUUGCCACAUCUAAAAGGUCUUCAAAAUGGCGAUACAGCUACAAGUGCCAUCAAGCAGGUGUAAACGUCAUCCAAUAAUAACAAUCUUCCACGUGCACAACUGUUAACUUAUGUAAACGAAGAUAUGUCAUAUGCUAAUAGUUGAAAUAUAAUUGUACUUACUUGUAAUAUUUGUUAUUGUUAGGGACCAUGGUUGUAAUUUCUUGUAUUGUAUAUAUU